AUGUUCUCCAUGCUGGAGUUCGUCAAGGACGGCAGGCUGAGACAAGCAUUUUGCGGUGUUCUGGAACAAUGGUCAAGGGCAGUAAGUCUCUUUUGGCUAACUGGGAAAAGUGCUCAUUCCCAAAGUGGGCCAAUUGCGACUCUGCAAUCAUUUUCUUCCGUCUACACUCAUGUGACCAGCAACUGGCUGACCUGUGAGGAGCCGGAGCUCAAGCAGGCUAUCAUCAAAGCCCUUGGUCCCAUGAUGAGCCUCCUGCUACACAAAGAGGAGUAUCAAGAUCAGAUAUUUGAACACCUCUCAUGGCUCCUUGAGCAAUAUAAUGAAAACACUGAUGUUUUUCACGUCACCAAGAGUCUGAGCCAGCUCUUGGAGGUCUCUGGUGAAUAUAAGAUCCCUCUCCCUGACGGGAAGUUUCAAGCCAUCUGCAGUGCUCUGCAUAACCAGAUCUGUUCUCAAGCUAAGCCGCUCAGCAUGGAAAAUCACACAGAGCUGGUCCAUUGUGUAGUUCAACUAGCCCGUUCUUCUCCUGAUGAUCUGAUAGCCUUUCUGCACUCGCAGCUGGAGAUUGAGAAUGAGGCUGUUCGUGUGGCAUCUCUGAAUCUGCUCAGAGCUAUUGUUGGUGCUGACUUGCCCGAGACAAGACCGAAAAAGUGUCUGAUUGUGAAGGCAGUGAAAUCCACUUUCAGUGAUCAGAAUGCUACGGUGAGGAAGGCAGUUCUUCAUUUCAUCCAGAGGCUGCUCAGCUUACAAAGUGUGGAGAACUGUGCAGCUUGGGAUAUGGUAGCACAUGUUUUCACGGAGUUCAGCGUGUCCACCAGCAAACUAGCUAUUCCGGAAGAAAACACGAUCCAAACCCUUUGCACUGACAUCCUGCAAUGUCUGGACACCUCGGUCACUGGAAUGACCCAAGUGUUAUGGCCAAGGCUUCUUGAAUAUGUGGUGCCAGUUCAGUACACUGGUACUUUGAAGACUCUCUGCAGAUGCCUUAGGGAGCUGGCUGAGAAAAAGCAGCAGGAAGGAGAAGAAGCUGCUUGCCUUGACUACGGUGGACCAGUGAAACUCCCUACACCCCAGGGGCUGCUGGCACGACUCCUGGUAGUAGCCUCGUCCCUUAUGCAGGAGAAGGACACGGAUUAUGUGGGAACAGUGGGGAAUUGA
Messenger RNA from Mauremys reevesii (Reeves's turtle), 1158 nucleotides. Its product is annotated as maestro heat-like repeat-containing protein family member 2B. The coding region runs from base 1 to 1158 and encodes 385 amino acids. Gene Ontology annotation, cellular component: cytoplasm. The transcript has 13 exons. The record is from RefSeq and is a predicted model, not a curated record. NCBI's taxonomy places the organism in Eukaryota, Metazoa, Chordata, Testudines, Geoemydidae.